This is a messenger RNA of Nannochloropsis gaditana CCMP526, 568 nucleotides long. RefSeq lists its product as uncharacterized. The transcript has 2 exons. Bases 249 to 374 code for a protein of 41 amino acids. The record is from RefSeq and is a predicted model, not a curated record.
AGGAGGAGGGAGAGGAGGAGGAGGAGGCUUUAAACGGCGGGAAGGAAAAGAGAGCGGAAGGUCCGGGUAGUUUGACCGGCAAGGAGGUCACCGUGGGUGUGGUGCAAGAAAUAGUGGACAUGGUCUUCUUCGUUUCCUUCCUCCCACUCUUGUAUUUGAUACGACAAUGGGUUUUCUAGCCCGCCUCUCAGACCAGGACAAAAGUUAGGAAAGUCAUCAAAUGGAGACGCCGUGUAGCAAGCUUAUGUAUGAAAAAUGAAUCGCAAUUGCUUGGAUUGCGCUUGAAGGUGCUGCUAUUUAGGACUCUCGUGAUUACCUUAAAGGGUGCCAGGAUGGCGUCAAGGGACGAAGGAGAGGGAUGGAUGCCGAAGUAGAGGACGAAGGGAUAGAAAGCGAGGGUGAGUGAAGGAGUGUUGUACGUAAAGAGAAGAGUGAUGCAGUGGCUGGUGCGAGUCUAUUCAGUCGUAGGAGAGGAAAUGCUAUGAGUAUUCCCACAUCACACCUCGGCGCUUCCUUGAAAAAGAAGUAGAGAAAGUAGAUUUGGAGUGUGAAGGUAGAUGAGCUGUGA